AAUGGCUUUUUGCAAUAAGCUAAGCCGUCUCGUGAGGCAGAGUGAGAACGCUUCCAUGAUUGGGUCUAUCAGGUCUUUCUCUGCUGAGGCCACUCACCAUAGAUACCACCAGGAGACUCACAACUUUCUUGAGCCAGAAAGCUAUAUUGGUAGCUGGGAAGCUCCAAAGGAUCCGAAAGAUGCAGAGAGGAAGCUUGCACAGCUUAGGAGAGAUUAUGCAAAGAAAGUUACAGUGUAUCGUAAAGAGUAUAUUCAUGAGAUUGAGAUACUUCGUGUUGAGAAGCAGGCUAAGGAUGAGGCUAGGUUGUUGGCUGAACGAGCUGCGAAUGAGGAGAGGAGACGGUUGAAGGCUGAGGCUGCUAAGGUUAGGGCUGAGGAACGUAAGAUUGCUGAUGAAGAGUUCAGGCAAACCCUGAUGAAAGAAAGGGCGGAAAAGCUAGAGAUCUGGAAAAUGAUGGGUAUAAAAAGGGAAGAGAAGAUCAAAGAGAGAAAGAAGCUACUACGUGAGCAGAGUUCAUUGUGGAUCGACCCAAAGGAACUGGAGAGGAAGAUUACAGAAGCCUUGGUUGAUACCAUUGUUCUUUAAACCAAAAAGCUUCUCUUCUUCUGAAUCUUUGUUUUAAGGAAGAAUCACUUUAGUCCCUUUUGGUUUGCAGGCCAAUUCAAUCCCGCUGGCAACAGAUGAGGAUUGAGCAUGAGAUGGUUGGGUAACAAAUUAAACCCAUUAAUUCAUAAAAACAAACCCCUUAAUUCAUAA
Molecule: messenger RNA, 757 nt
Organism: Camelina sativa (false flax)
Lineage: Eukaryota; Viridiplantae; Streptophyta; Magnoliopsida; Brassicales; Brassicaceae
Source: RefSeq, a predicted model, not a curated record